GUUUUGCGAAUAUGGCGACCGUUCGUGUCGAGGUAGAGAUCGCAGCACCGCCCGAAGAAGUCCGCGCAGUACUCCUCGACUUCCCCCGCUACAAAGAAUGGCACAGCAACUUUAUCAAACACAUCUCCACCCUCCCGCCCGGCAAGCCCGGCAUUGCUCUCCAACCGGGUGACAGACUGCACGCGGAGUUCCCAGGCUCAACUAUCGAGCCCGCCGUCAUUUCCAACGCGCCCUCCGAGUUCCGCUGGUAUGACCGCGGUGCGCUGGGUGCGUUCGCUGGGAUUCACUAUUGGGAGUUUCGGGAAAGUAGGAGUACGGAGGGUGGGACGACGUUUGUGCAUGGGGAGGAUUAUGAUGGGUGGGCGACGUUCCUGUUUAGGGAGGGGUGGCCGCUGCGUGGGACUGCGAGGGGGAUGUUUGAGGGGUUUUCGGAGGAUGUUAAGGUGAGGGUGGAGGGUUUGAGGGCUGGCGGCGCGAGGGGCGGAUAUUGA
Molecule: messenger RNA, 491 nt
Organism: Trematosphaeria pertusa
Lineage: Eukaryota; Fungi; Ascomycota; Dothideomycetes; Pleosporales; Trematosphaeriaceae
Exons: 2
Coding region: 12-491 (159 amino acids)
Source: RefSeq, a predicted model, not a curated record